CUCCCCGCCGGAGCGGUGCUCGGGUCGGCGUAACCGUGACUCGAGGACGACAACACACGAACAUGCCGCCGAAGAAGAACGCCGGUGCCGCGAAGACCAGCAAGGGCAAGUCCUCGGAGGAGAGCGGCGGUGGGAAAACGGAGAAGAAAGGAGGGAACGCGGUGAAGGUUAGACAUAUCUUGUGCGAGAAGCAGUCUAAGGUACUGGAGGCGCUGGAGAAGUUGAAGGCUGGUCAGAAGUUCAACGAGGUCGCCGCGACGUACAGCGAGGACAAGGCCAGAUCUGGGGGUGACCUCGGUUGGAUGACGCGAGGCUCCAUGGUGGGACCCUUCCAAGACGCUGCCUUCGCGUUGCCGGUUUCCAGCCUGGCGUCUCCGGUUUAUACGGAUCCACCGGUGAAAACAAAGUUCGGGUAUCACAUCAUAAUGGUGGAAGGUAAAAAGUAGUCGAGAGCAAUCGCGCAAACUUUUCUAAGCGUUUUUGUUUUUUUGUUUGUUUGUGAAACUUGUUACACCCUCGAUUGAGCAAAUAUAUGUUGCGUCAUUUAAGUAAUGAUUUGUACAGAGCAUCUGUGAUAUUUAUUAUAGCGAUAAACGCGUUUUGUAUUAUCUUACAUUUUUGCGUCAAGAAAAUCAGGACUCGCGUAGGUGAUUUAAUGAUUCGCGUCUCGCAAAUUGACGCGUAAAAUGAUGUUUUCGAAUAAUAAACAAAAGUGUUACGUUAUUUAUCAUUCGUGAAUUUAUCGCUCUCUGAAUAUACAAUAACUAGAGUAUAAUAUUUUAUCGUAGGAAAAAAAAUAUAUAUGUAUAUAUAAAACUUUUCACAAACUAAUCUGCAAAUCCUGAUCUGCAGUCUCUAUCUAUUAAAUAUAAUUUUCGAUGUA
Molecule: messenger RNA, 883 nt
Organism: Vollenhovia emeryi
Lineage: Eukaryota; Metazoa; Arthropoda; Insecta; Hymenoptera; Formicidae
Product: peptidyl-prolyl cis-trans isomerase NIMA-interacting 4
Exons: 3
Coding region: 63-446 (127 amino acids)
Biological process (GO): rRNA processing
Molecular function (GO): DNA binding; peptidyl-prolyl cis-trans isomerase activity
Source: RefSeq, a predicted model, not a curated record